Penicillium paradoxum is the source of this 1779-nucleotide messenger RNA. Its product is annotated as methylisocitrate lyase ICL2. The record is from RefSeq and is a predicted model, not a curated record. Lineage: Eukaryota; Fungi; Ascomycota; Eurotiomycetes; Eurotiales; Aspergillaceae. The transcript has 6 exons. Bases 1 to 1779 code for a protein of 592 amino acids. Gene Ontology annotation, cellular component: mitochondrial matrix. Gene Ontology annotation, molecular function: methylisocitrate lyase activity; isocitrate lyase activity.
AUGUUUCGUUCCAUGCGACGAUUGCCUCGACGCGUUCCAGUUGCGUCUACUGUUUCCUUGCGGGCUCUUCGGCCAUUCACAUGCGGUUAUCCUCGGAUGACGCCCGUUCAACCCCCGGUAUCCACCACCCUCCCAUCAGACGCAUACCAGCUGCUGUCCACGCAAGAAAAGGCUGGUGCAGCUGAAGAUGCCCUCUACGAGCAACAAAUCCGUGAUGUAGAAUCAUGGUGGAGUUCGCCUCGCUAUGAAGGCAUUAAGCGUCCCUACACAGCGGAAGAUGUUGUGAGCAAGCGUGGCUCCUUGCAACAGUCGUAUCCCAGUUCUUUGAUGGCGCGAAAGCUUUUCAAUCUCCUUAACGAGCGAGCUGCUGCUGGUCAGCCAGUUCAUACCAUGGGAGCUAUUGACCCCGUACAAAUGACACAGCAAGCCCCCAAUCAAGAGAUUCUGUAUGUCUCUGGCUGGGCUUGCUCUUCGCUUCUCACAAGUACCAAUGAAGUAUCCCCCGACUUCGGCGAUUAUCCCUACAAUACUGUCCCCAACCAAGUCCAGCGUCUGUUCAAGGCCCAGUCGAUGCACGACCGCAAGCAAUGGGAUGCUAGACGCAAGAUGACACCAGAGCAGCGCAAGGCUACCCCUUAUACUGAUUAUAUGCGCCCAAUUGUUGCAGACGGUGAUACCGGUCACGGUGGUUUGUCAGCUGUUCUCAAACUGGCCAAAUUGUUUGCCGAGAAUGGUGCCGCAGCUGUACACUUCGAGGAUCAAUUGCACGGUGGAAAGAAGUGCGGUCACCUCGCAGGCAAGGUGCUUGUCCCUAUGGGUGAACACAUUAACCGUCUGGUUGCUGCUCGCUUCCAAUGGGAUAUGAUGGGCUGUGAGAAUUUGGUCAUCGCCCGAACAGAUUCAGAGAGCGGCCGCCUCAUCAGCAGUGCUAUCGAUGUCCGUGAUCAUGAAUUUAUUCUUGGUGUCGCAGAGGAUGUGGAGCCUCUUGCCGAGACCCUCCAGGCCAUGGAGCGAGAGGGUGCCUCUCCCAAAGAAAUCGAUGCAUUUGAGCUUGCUUGGGUUAAGAAGCACAAGCUUGUUACCCUCGAUGAAGCUGUCGAUGCCCAUCUCGAGUCAGAGGGUGCUCCUCAAGCUUCCCGAGACGCCUACAAGGCGUUCGUCAAGAAGAACCCUGAUCUCUCCUUCUCCCGUCGUCGUGCUCUGGCUAACGACUACGCCAAGACACCCGUUGUCUGGUCAUGCGACAGCCCGCGUACUCGCGAGGGAUUCUACCACUACCGUGCAGGAUUCCCCGCUGCGACCAAGCGCGCCAAGGAGUUUGCUCCCUACGCUGAUCUCCUCUGGGUUGAGACUGGAGACCCAGACGUCGCCAAGGCUGGAACCCUGGCCGGCGAAGUGCGGGAGGCCUUCCCGGGCAAGAAGCUUGUCUACAACCUCAGCCCUUCGUUCAACUGGAUGGGCCAAGGAUUCGAUGAAGCCUCACUCAAGUCCUUUAUCUGGGAUAUUGCUAAGCAAGGAUUCGUCCUGCAACUCAUCUCCCUCGCCGGUCUGCACACCAACGCCACCAUCACUACCGAGCUCUCUCGUGCAUUCAAGGACGAGGGUAUGUUGGCCUACGUUCGUCUUGUCCAGGCGCGUGAGAAGGAACUUGGCGUCGAUGUCCUCACCCACCAGAAGUGGAGUGGCGCGCCUUACAUGGAUGGCAUCAUGGGCGCUAUCCAGAGUGGAAGCAGCAGCAGCAAGAGCAUGGGUGAUGGUAAUACUGAGAAGGGUUUCUAA